AUUGGAAGUCAAAAAAUGGCUGCUCCCUUGACACGUAUAUCUUGGUCUAUUUUAAAAAGAAAUCAAUUCCAGUAUAAACAAUUUCUAAUAAUCUCGUGCGUGGAUCGUUUUUCACAAUACAAACGUUCGUACACGCAAGAUCAGAAGUCUCGAAUUUCCGACAAUGCAAUUAGAAAUGCCUUAUUUUGUACUAUUUUCUUCUCCGGUGUUGGUUAUAUUUUGUAUAAAUGGAAGGACGAUUAUUGGAACCGGCGCAGCAACUUGAUAAAUCCGAUGUCCAUAAUACAUGCUAAACAAAUUCCCUGGGAUGGAAAUGACAACAACAAUAAUAAUAGAGAUAGAUAUAAUUUUAUAGCCGAUGUGGUGGAGAAGUCAGCUCCUGCAGUGGUGUACAUAGAGAUUCAAAACAAGAGAGGUAGACCAUUUAAUAUAAGCAACGGAUCUGGUUUCAUUGUUGAAUCAGAUGGUUUGAUAUUGACAAAUGCUCAUGUUGUUAGUGCUAAGCCUAAUACAACUGUUAAGGUACGUCUUUAUGAUGGAAGUACUUAUAAUGGUGUUGUGGAAGACUUUGAUGUACACAGUGAUCUUGCAACUGUGAGAAUUAACAAGACAAAUUUGCCUGUAAUGAAGCUUGGUUCUUCCUCAAAUCUUAGACCAGGAGAAUUUGUAGUGGCUAUUGGAUCUCCAUUAGCUUUAAGUAACACAAUAACAAGUGGUGUAAUUAGCAGUGUGAACAGACAAAGUCAAGAGCUUGGUCUUCUUAAUAAACAAAUGGCUUAUAUUCAAACAGAUGCUGCAAUCACUUUUGGGAAUUCAGGUGGUCCAUUGGUUAAUUUGGAUGCAGAAGCAAUUGGUAUAAAUGCAAUGAAAGUAACAUCUGGCAUUUCUUUUGCAAUACCUAUAGAUUAUGCUAAAGAUUUCUUAAAAAAAGCAGAAAUGCGCAGGAAAGGCAGAGUAGAUGCACAGUUUGGUACAAAAACUCAAUAUAUCGGAGUCACGAUGCUCACUCUUACCCCCGAUCUUUUCUUUGAAUUGCAAAAAAAAUUGAAGGGAGUUCCGUAUAACAUCAGACGUGGAGUUUUGAUCUAUAAAGUCAAUGAGGGAUCGCCAGCACAUUUAGGAGGUUUACAAGCUGGUGAUAUCGUAACGCACGUCAAUGACGAAGAGGUAGAAUCUUCCGCUAGUAUCUACAAAGCCGUAGAAUCAUCCAGAAUUUUGAGAAUGACUGUAAUCAGAGGUCUAGAAGUGUUACAUUUACGAAUCGAGCCAGAAGAAAAUUAAAUUUGUAUCUAGUUCUGUUCUUACAUUGAAAUUAAAAUUGAAACAAAUAUCUCUCUCCAAA
This is a messenger RNA of Frieseomelitta varia, 1342 nucleotides long. RefSeq names its product serine protease HTRA2, mitochondrial (gene HtrA2). The transcript is spliced from 7 exons. The record is from RefSeq and is a predicted model, not a curated record. Bases 16 to 1281 code for a protein of 421 amino acids. Gene Ontology annotation, biological process: positive regulation of apoptotic process; proteolysis; programmed cell death. Lineage: Eukaryota; Metazoa; Arthropoda; Insecta; Hymenoptera; Apidae. Gene Ontology annotation, molecular function: protein binding; serine-type endopeptidase activity.